AUGAAUCCGAAAGAGGGGCAGAGAAUCGACUCGUCCGAAAGAUCGCAUGCAACUGCGGCCAUGACACCUGAGCGCUCCCACCUCCUUCUUCUCUUUGUCCUGAACAAAGUGGGGGCGCUCAGGUUGUUUUGGACUCUGACCGAGCGAGAUUCAGAUGACCAAGGAGUGGACUCAUCAGCAGGAAAAGGAGAGCUGCAACGACUAACGUCCGUGAGGGAAGAUCGAGGCGAGAGAUCUAAUCCCAUGAGCGGGGCCUUUGAUAGAAGAAGAAGAAAAACAAAGAAAACGUCAUUGACGUCCAACAUCGCCCAAUUCAUCAAGUUCUUCAUAAAGUAGCAAUGAUUCAAAUUCCAGUGAAUCAUUAUCGGAUAGUGAUUAAGUUUAGUGUUACCAUAUUACCAAUG
This is a messenger RNA of Temnothorax curvispinosus, 404 nucleotides long. RefSeq lists its product as uncharacterized. Lineage: Eukaryota; Metazoa; Arthropoda; Insecta; Hymenoptera; Formicidae. The record is from RefSeq and is a predicted model, not a curated record. The transcript is spliced from 3 exons. Bases 1 to 336 code for a protein of 111 amino acids.